AUGUCCUCCAAGCCGGUGGCAUCAACGCUGCUCUAUGCUGCCUCGUACGCUGGAGCUGUCACGAGUCUGGAUCUUCAGGCCCAGGAGGCUGGAACGACGCUGGAAGCAUUUGAUUCAACCACCGCGUGCGCGCCAAAUCCUUCGUGGCUCACUUUGUACCAGGCAAGAUCCCUCCUUUGCUGCGCAGAUAGAGACCUCACUAAUCUCACCACCACCAUUUAUUCUUUCCGAGACAACAACAAGGGGUCCUUUAUACCUCUAAACAGCCGCUCAAUUAUCAACCGAGCCGUGAGCUCAGUUUUGGACCUACGCCCCUUCUUUCUUGUCUUGGCCGAGCUCUGUAACAUCGUCGCCGCUUACGAGGUCAAUCCAACUGCAACCAACGUUGAGCUUCGAAGAAGUGUUCUCGGUUGGGACCCACGUGCCGGGUAA
Molecule: messenger RNA, 432 nt
Organism: Colletotrichum graminicola M1.001
Lineage: Eukaryota; Fungi; Ascomycota; Sordariomycetes; Glomerellales; Glomerellaceae
Exons: 2
Coding region: 1-432 (143 amino acids)
Source: RefSeq, a predicted model, not a curated record